Nematocida homosporus is the source of this 1722-nucleotide messenger RNA. RefSeq lists its product as uncharacterized. The transcript has a single exon. Gene Ontology annotation, biological process: DNA replication initiation; mitotic DNA replication checkpoint signaling; mitotic G2 DNA damage checkpoint signaling. Bases 1 to 1722 code for a protein of 573 amino acids. Lineage: Eukaryota; Fungi; Microsporidia. The record is from RefSeq and is a predicted model, not a curated record.
AUGCAGAUUCAGUUUACAACAACAGGACUAUCGAUAGCCGAGAAGAGUUUGAUCCAAGAGUUGUUUGUUGGGAGCUUGUUUGUGCUCUCUGAAAGUAUGUCUUUUGAAACGGCCUAUCUACUGGCAUCGCGGAACUUCUUUUCGGAUAAGCGAGUAUUAGCGGAUAAAUGGGGAAUUCCCGUGAUUAAUGUGGCCUGGGUGUAUACUUCGUUGUGUGAGAAGAGUAUUAUGAGAUAUGAAUUGCGGCGGUAUGAAGGGUGCUUCUUUAGUACCACAGGCAUUACCAAUCCCGUCUUCAUUAACUACUUUCGGCUGCAAGGAGCAACCUAUACACCAGCACUGACACGUGUGUGCGACUUUCUUGUCGUGAGCAGUAAGUCCCUGGCCAGCUUAAAAACCGAAUAUGCCCGUGAGAAUGGAAUUCCCAUUGUGGCCGCUGAGGAUGUCUUCUUGAACCGACUGGAAAAGACUGAGAAGCCAGUGCGAUAUGAUGCAAUUUCCAGUCCUGACCAAGCAAAAGAAGAGAUAUUCAAUGGACUGCUAUUCUAUUUUGAAGGAAGUUUACCCAUUCAUUCUUUGGUGCGGCAGGUAAUUGUCGAGCAUGGCGGUAAUCGCGUGCAAAGGCGUGGGAGUGACGUAGACCAUGUAGUGUAUUUUACUGGGAGUAAGCGCGAGAAGAAUGCAGUGCGGUACCAGUGGAUUUUAGAUAGUGCAGAAAUGGGAGUAUUACUAUCACCCGAGCCAUACCGACUUGUGGAUGAAGAGCUACCCAGUCUGCCCUUAGGGCGCAUGACAACUUACUUGGUAGUGGGUAAAAGUGAAGGUCUCAAAACAGCGAACAAAGUAAAGGCCUUAGGGGGUAAAGUAGUCGGACAAAUGGGCAGUCAGGUCAGUCAUUGUAUUGUGGAAAGUCGAGGCAAGAUAGAGAGUGUGCAGAAGAAGUUACUACUUGAGAAGUACCGGAUAAGCACCUGUCCAAUUGAAUGGCUGGACCAGUGUAUUUACCAUAUGGCCCGAGUAAAGGAGCCAUCGGCAACAGGAUAUACUGGCCAGCUGCCCGGUAGUGGACUGGUGAUCAAGCCAGAAAGGAAGAGAAUUCUACUAAGUCGGGCCAAAGAAGACCUCUGCGGCUGGACAGUGCAGUUUACUGGAGUAGGAGACGAGUUGAAGAAGGAAGCAGAGGCGAUAUUGACGGGAAAAGGUGCAGUUGUGCUGGACACUCAGGAAUUUUCAACUGAGUGCACUCAUUUAGUAGUGGGAAGUAUCAACUUGUCCUUAAAGUUUCUAUCAGCUGUAGCAACUGGAGUAAAACUCGUGGACUACCGAAUUAUUGAUGACUUAAAGAAGAGUGCAUAUACACGAGCAGAGGACUAUUCUUUAUUGGAUCGAGACAUUCGAGUCGAUGUCGGGAAGAACGAGCGCCUAGUUAAGAAGCUGAUUCAGGCCGCGCCUAGGUGGAAAGAGCGCAAAGAAGAGAGCGGCCAAGCGGCCUUUACUGGGUGGAGAGUUUGUAUGCUAGUUGAGAAAGAGAGGUACAAGUUUGAGAAGCUCAUUGCAAAUGGCGGCGGCGAGAUUGUUCCAGAGGUCUCACAAGAGAAUUAUGAUUCAGACAUUAUGGUUUUCACGGACAAGACGACCGUGCAGCCAGAUUAUGUUUCACAGAAGAGUAUUAUCCAGAUAACAGAUAUUUUGAAGUAUUUAGCACAGGUAGAUACAAAUUAG